Molecule: messenger RNA, 2036 nt
Organism: Miniopterus natalensis
Lineage: Eukaryota; Metazoa; Chordata; Mammalia; Chiroptera; Miniopteridae
Gene: TTC39B
Product: tetratricopeptide repeat domain 39B
Biological process (GO): negative regulation of cholesterol storage; regulation of cholesterol metabolic process; cholesterol homeostasis
Molecular function (GO): protein binding
Source: RefSeq, a predicted model, not a curated record
GGAGAAACCGAGUCGGCUCUGAGCUCCCUGCUUGGUUUUGGGCGGCGAAAGGCCGAAGGGGAAUAUGGCGCUCGUAGGCAACGGAGCCGAGCUGGAAGCGGACGAGGACAUUUUUGAAGAUGCCUUGGACACCAUCUCUAUGCCUUUUUGCAAAGAUAUGGCAACAAGCAGCUGUUCCUUAGAAUCGCUGGACUCAAAACAGGCCUCUGGACAGCACAGACCACCUAAUGUGAACAGGUCAACAUCAACCAAGAUGGAUCUCAAAGGUGGCCUGGAACAAUGUGAAAGAGCAUUGAAAUUAUUUCUAAGUAACAAAUUUAAAGAUGCCUUAGAAUUGCUCCAACCAUGGGCUAAGGACAGCAUGUACCAUGCCUUGGGCUAUAGUACCAUUGUGGUAUUGCAGGCCAUCAUGACCUUCGAGCAACAGGACAUCCAAAACGGCAUUUCUGCCAUGAGGGACGCCUUACAAACCUGCCAAAGAUAUAGGAAAAAAACCACGGUUGUAGAGUCUUUCUCAAGCCUUCUUUCCAGAGGAUCAUUGGAACAGAUGAGCGAAGAGGAAAUGCAUGCUGAAAUCUGUUAUGCCGAGUGUCUCCUACAGAAAGCAGCACUCACGUUUGUGCAGGAUGAAAAUAUGAUCAACUUCAUCAAAGGUGGACUCAAAAUUAGAACAAGUUACCAUAUAUAUAAAGAAUGUCUUUCACUCCUAGAUAUACUUCAGAAGAACAAAGUUGAGCAACAAUUCUUCUAUGAGUUUGAAGGGGGUGUCAAACUUGGAUUAGGGGCCUUUAAUUUGAUGCUGUCCCUUUUACCAGCACGGAUUAUCAAGCUACUAGAAUUUAUAGGAUUUUCUGGAAAUAGGGAACUGGGCCUCCUGCAGCUACAGGAAGGUGCAUCAGGAAGGAGCAUGAGGUCUCCACUCUGCUGCUUAACUAUCCUGUCUUUUCAUACUUACAUCUCCCUAAUACUUGGUACAGGAGAGGUGGAUGUUGUGGAAGCGGAGACUCUCCUUGCACCCUUCCUCCAGCAGUUUCCAAAUGGCUCACUCAUGUUGUUUUACCAUGCCCGAAUAGAGCUGCUGAAAGGGAAUGUAGAACAGGCACAAGAGAUAUUUCGAAAAUGCAUUUCAGUUCAAGAAGAAUGGAAACAAUUUCACCAUCUCUGUUACUGGGAGCUGAUGUGGAUUAAUAUAUUCCAGCAAAACUGGAGGAAGGCGUAUUACUAUUCAGAUCUGCUUUGCAAAGAGAGUAAAUGGUCCAAGGCCACGUACGUGUUCCUGAAGGCGUCGGUGCUGACCAUGCUUCCCGAGGAGGAGGUGGCGGCGGCCCGGGAGGACGUGCUCGCGCUGUUCAGACAGGUGGACAGCUUUAAGCAGAGAAUUGCCGGGAAAUCUAUUCCUACGGAGAAGUUUGCCGUGAGGAAGUCUCGACGUUACUCCGCCUCGUUGCCUGCACCCGUGAAGCUCGUCUUGCCGGCCCUGGAAAUGAUGUACAUCUGGAAUGGUUUUCCAAUAGUGAGCAAAAGAAAAGACCUUUCCGAAAAUCUGUUGCUAACUGUUGAAAAGGCUGAGGCAGCUUUACAAAGUGAAAACUCCAGCGAGUACUUGGUGGAUGAUGAGUGCCUGCUGAAGCUGCUGAAGGGAUGCUGCCUGAAGAACUUGCAGCGGCCCCUGCAAGCAGAACUGUGUUUCAAUCAUGUCAUCCAAAGUGAAAAGAUGCUGAAGUUCGACCACUACCUGGUGCCCUUUACUCUGUUUGAGCUGGCACUUCUGUACAAAGCCCAAGGGGAGACCGACAAGGCCGUAAAGGCCCUGGAAACUGCAAAAAACAACUACAAAGAUUACUCCAUGGAGUCUAGACUACACUUCAGGAUUCAGGCAGCUCUUCACCUCUGGAGAAAGCCUCCUACACGUUGAUCAGAGCCCGAAGGAUGAACCUUCCCUCCAGUUACACCAACAUCUGCUUAGACUAGACUUGUAUUAAAGUGGAAAAGUGAUCUUGUGAAUGAGAGACAAAAAAUUAAUUUUAUUGUCAAUA